Messenger RNA from Pedinophyceae sp. YPF-701, 1161 nucleotides. The record is from the annotation of a GenBank genome assembly. NCBI's taxonomy places the organism in Eukaryota, Viridiplantae, Chlorophyta, Pedinophyceae.
AUGGCCCCUCAGGACCGAGAGGGCCUCGGCGGAACUGUAGCGCAGCACGGAUACCGCGCAGAGACACGGGGCGGCCUGCAUGCGCACGCGGUAUCGACGCCCAAGCUCGCUCCAGCGGUUCAGCGCGUCAACAACGCCUCGGCCUCGGCCAUGAGCAGGCUCCUGGCCCUGCGUCGUGCAGAGCGCGACGAAGCGACGGAUCGUCCCGCUUCCAGCGAGCUGCCGCAGGCAGGCGGCGCUACGUCCGCGUUGCGUCGAGCGGCAAGCAUUCUCACCGAGGCGAGGCACCGGGGCGCGCUGGGGAGCCCUGCGCCCGCCCCGCCGGACCGCAGCGUCGCCGUGACUCCCUGUCGCAUCGACCGUGCUGUUCAUCCUCGGGAGGUGCGCGCCAUCGAGCGCGACGGCCCACCGCGGGUAUUGUCGCUUCGGGAGGCGACGUUGCACUCUCGGCUGGCGCAGGAGUCGCUCGAGCUGGCGUGCGAAGACGACAGGUCGCUGAGAGCGGCCGGGUCGCCGAACGUGCACGAGAUGGGGAGCGCGUGGUGGGAGGGAGACUCGGACCUCCCCAGCGACGCGUCGGGCGAGCCCGCACCGAACAUGAGACCGCGGACAGCAGGCGCGGCGCGGCGUGAGGCCGGGGCCGCGGACGCCACCAUCGCGCACACCACGAUCGAGGUGCCGACCGUGCCGAUGUCGCGAAUGCGGGAGGUGCUGGCCGAGAUCGAGCAGGACGCGGCGCAGCGUCGGCAACAGAAAGCGCGGAACUCACAGCGCACGUACAGCAGAUACAGGAACGUGCCGUCCCUGGACCCGCCGCACGUGGCAUCUCGGGUCCGCAGCGCGGUGUCGAGGGCCGCGGAGGACUGGAACACCCCCGCCUACGCCCGGCCCACCAGGAGCAGUUCGCUGCGCCAGCGGGCGCCCGCGGACGGGCCGAAGCCGUGGGACGCGCCCUCGCACUUGGAGCCCCCGGUCAAGCAGGCGUGGCCGGCGGCGGGGCGCACGACGAUGGGGCCGUGGACGGGAUACGAAGGUCCGCUGAUGAGCGCGUCGGUGAGCCCGCCUAUGAACCGCUUCCAGGUGUGGCGGCGGGCGGAGUGCAGGCCCCCGGUGCGCCCCGGCGGCCCAACGAGGUCGGCACGGCGCGCGCUCAAGUGGUAG